This is a messenger RNA of Plectropomus leopardus (leopard coralgrouper), 445 nucleotides long. NCBI's taxonomy places the organism in Eukaryota, Metazoa, Chordata, Actinopteri, Perciformes, Serranidae. The record is from RefSeq and is a predicted model, not a curated record.
ACGUCAGCCAACAGGAAGCAGGUGGAGAACAUGGCCAAGAAAAAGCUGGACAACCUGAUGAAGGAGUCCAAGAUCAGAGACAGAGAAGACCCGGACAGCUUCACCAUCGCAGCCCUCCCUCCUGCUGGGAAGCCCGCAGACAAAACCAGCUCCAAGGGUAAAAGUGAGGAUGGGACAGACACAGCGGACGAGGCUAAUCCCAGCAGCAACAAACGCACAGGACGCUCCUUCAUGGGGAGCUUCUCCAAACGCAAGAAAAAGACAACCAAGCUGAAGAAGACAUCAAGCUUUGAAGACACAGAUACAGACCAAGAGAGUUCAAGCAGCGCCUCCCGUGCCCCCUUGCACCACAGCAAGAAGAAGAAGACCAUGAAGUUAUCCCGAGCUCUGUCUGAUCUGGUCAAAUACACGCGCUCUGUGGGUCUCUAUGAUAUUGAGGCACAAG